ACAUUCUGGGCCCCUGACAGUCCAAUACAGAUCACAAUAGUGCUCUUAGUUGAGAAGAUCAUACUAGCAAUGGGAGACGAGUUGAAGAUAUACCUCCCCCCAAUGGUACAGCCAGUACUUCGUCUCUUUAUGCAAGAUCAGAGCGAACAGAAGCUUGUUACUCAAAAGAUGCUUUGUGCUCUUCAAUAUUGUGGCUCUAGUUUAGAUGAUUACCUUCAUUUGCUAGUUCCAGCAAUUGUUAAAGUUUUUCAGAAUCCAACUAACCCAAUAGAAGCAAGAACUAUAGCACUGGAGACUAUUGAGAAACUGAGUAGUUCCCUUGACUUCUCUGAUUAUUGUUCUCAGAUCAUUCAUGCUGUCGUUGAUGUUUUAGAUACUGUCCCUGAUCUACGUGGUGUGGCUAUGGACGUCCUUUGUUCAAUGAUGAUUCAGUUAGGACCACGCUACAAGAUAUUCAUUCAAAUGGUGAAAAAGGUAUUAACAAAGUAUCGUUACUCUCAUGCUGCCUAUGAGCUCCUGUUGUGUAGACUAUUAAAAGAUGAGCCACUCACUCCUGAUGAUGAUGUAGAGCGACACAUCAAAUCAAGGAAGCAGCAAAGCACUGAUGAUGAAGCAGCAGAGAUUGAGGCAGUGUCUUUUAAGAAGUUUUCACUUGACGUGAACUCCUUAACAAAAGCCUGGAGCACUGCUGGUAGGAUAUCAAAGGAUGAUUGGAUUGAAUGGCUGAGAAGAUUAGGAGUUGAACUAUUAAAGGAGAGCCCCUCUCCUUCAUUAAGAUCCUGCUGGGCACUGGCUCAAGCUUACAAUCCACUGGCCAGGGAAUUAUUCAAUGCCGCCUUUGUAUCAUGCUGGAUGGAAUUAAAGUCUGUCCAUCAAGAGGAUCUGGUGGUUAAUUUGAAGCAGUUCCUCACUAGGGACAGUAUCCCUGAGAUAACUCAAACUGUCCUUAACUUAGCCGAGUUCAUGGAGCACUGUGAGGAGGCCACUGGACGGUUUCCUCUAAGCUCAGAACUAUUAGGAGAGUGUGCUAUGAAUUGUAGAGCCUAUGCUAAGGCUCUUCACUACAAGGAAGAGGACUUUCAUCGUGGAGUGACACCAAAGCUACUAGAGUCACUGAUUGCUAUUAAUAAUAAGCUCCAACAGCCUGAUGCUGCUGUGGGUGUACUGAUGUUUGCUAAGGAAAGACAGCAAGGAGACUUUAAAAUCCAAGAGGAGUGGUAUGAGAGUCUCAAUGAUUGGGAAGCAGCUCUUCACUUGUAUCAGACCAAGCAGUACAGUAGACCUGAUGAUAUCAAGAUAGCCCUGGGCCGAAUGAGGUGCCUUCAUGCUAUGGGAGAAUGGAAUCGUUUGUACGACAUAGCAAGUGAGAUGUGGCCAUUAGGAGAUGAUGACACUCGCCAGCAGAUGUCAGUAAUGGCGACUGCAGCAGCCUGGGGCCUCAACCAGUGGGAGAGUAUGGAAGAGUACGUUAGGUGUAUACCUAAGGAGUCCUUUGAUGGAGCCUUUUAUCAAUCAUUACUUAACAUUCAUAAUCACUGCUUCAUUGAUGCACAGAAGUCUAUUGAUAAAGCAAGGAGUUCACUGGAUGCUGAACUGACUGCACUGGUUGGUGAGUCAUACAACAGAGCCUACCACUUGAUGGUCAGUGUGCAGCUACUCUCUGAACUGGAGGAGAUCAUACAGUGUCUGGUGAGACCUGAGAAGAAGAAACAGCUACAGAAGACAUGGUGGAACAGAUUACUGGGUUGCCAGCGUAACAUGGAGGACUGGCAGAGAAUACUUCAAGUUCGAUCCCUAGUCCUGACACAGCAAGAAGAGCUAAAGAGUUGGAUCAAGUUUGCAUCAAUUUGUCGUAAGAGUGGUAAACUGGUCCUCUCAGAGAGGACACUGAUCACACUCCUCAGCAACGACCAGUCCUUCAACAUUGAUGCUGAUCCUCUCUCUGUUAAAUUCCCUCAGGUGACUUUGGCAUACAUGAAGCACAAGUGGCACGCUGAUCAAAAACAGGAAGCAUUUCGUUUGCUUGACCAGUUUGUGGUUCGUCUUCAAAGUGAUAACAUCGAUCCUUCUGCCUCUAAUGAAACCAACCAACUUUUAGCAAGGUGUUAUUUAAAGCUAGGUGACUGGAAAGCUGAACUAAACCCAGACUCAUCCUCUCUCACCACUUCCUUCAGUUCCAUACUCCAUUAUUAUGAACUAGCAACAAAGUUUGAUCGCCAGUGGUACAAGGCCUGGCAUGCCUGGGCAUUCAUGAACUUCCAAGCUUUACUCCAUCAAAGACAAGAGCAGCAAAAGCUUCAAAAGACUAACGUUAUCUUAAGCGAAGACUCUACCUCCAGUGAAUCCACUAAUAAGAUUGGACCAGUAGAUAUGACGGCCUCCAUACAGUAUUCCAGUAGUGCAGUUCAUGGCUUCUUUAGGUCUAUAUCUCUUUCUUCUGGUAACUCACUCCAGGACACUCUAAGGCUACUGACUUUGUGGUUUGACUAUGGUCACAUCUCUGAGGUUCAUGAAGCUCUUGAGGAAGGAAUCAAAACAGUGGAUAUUGAAAACUGGCUCCAGGUCAUUCCCCAGUUGAUAGCUCGUAUAGACUCACCUCGUAGACUGGUCUCCAAACUUAUUCAUGAGCUACUCACUGACGUAGGACGACACCAUCCUCAGGCUUUAAUCUACCCAUUGACAGUAGCUGCUAAGAGCCAGAGCACUGUUAGACGUGAUGCAGCUGAUAUGAUUCUGAGUAACAUGCGUGAGCACAGUUCUGAUCUGGUUCAGCAAGCAGUGAUGGUAUCAGAGGAGCUGAUAAGAGUGGCUAUACUCUGGCAUGAGCAGUGGCACGAGACAUUAGAGGAUGCCUCAAGGAUGUACUUUGGUGAGCACAAUGUUCAAGGAAUGUUCAAGGUCCUAGACCCACUUCAUCAGAAGUUGGACAAAGGCCCAGAGACACUUAAAGAAAUCUCCUUUAAUCACGCUUAUGGUCGGGAUUUGGCAGAGGCCUCAGAGUGGUGCAAGAAGUUCCAGACCAGUAGCAAUGUGAAAGACCUCACUCAGGCCUGGGAGCUCUAUUAUCAUGUCUUUAGACGAAUCUCUAAGCAACUGCCACAGCUUACCACGUUGGAGUUACAGUAUGUGUCUCCUAAACUGUUGGCAUGUAAAGACUUGGAAUUAGCCAUUCCUGGAAGCUAUGAGCCACACUGUCCCAUCAUUCACAUCAAGAGUGUCUCCUCAUCUCUCAAUGUCAUCACUUCUAAGCAGAGACCAAGGAAACUUGUAAUGGAAGGGAGUGAUGGUCGGAGUUACAUGUUCUUAUUGAAAGGUCAUGAGGAUCUCCGUCAGGAUGAGAGGGUAAUGCAGCUCUUUGGUCUGGUCAACACACUACUGGACAAUGACCCAGAGACUUUUAAAAGACACUUGAGGAUUCAGAGAUAUUCAGUAAUCCCUCUCUCUCCUAAUUCUGGUCUGAUUGGUUGGGUUCCUCACUGUGACACUAUCCAUGCUCUGAUAAGAGACUAUAGAGACAAGAAGAAGAUUAUGCUCAACAUUGAGCAUCGCCUAAUGCUACAAACAUCAUCUGAUUAUGAUCAUCUCAUGUUAAUGCAGAAAGUUGAAGUCUUUGAACAAGCCAUUAACAGUACUACUGGUGACGAUUUGGCUAAAGUAUUGUGGCUCAAGAGCCCCAGCUCUGAAGUUUGGUUUGAUAGACGUACCAAUUACACACGCUCACUGGCUGUAAUGUCAAUGGUUGGCUAUGUACUGGGACUGGGUGACAGGCAUCCCAGUAAUCUUAUGCUGGACAGAUUGACUGGUCGGAUAUUACACAUUGAUUUUGGUGACUGCUUUGAGGUGGCUAUGACGAGAGAGAAAUUCCCAGAGAAGAUACCUUUUAGAUUAACCAGAAUGCUUACCAAUGCAAUGGAGGUGACUGGAAUAGAGGGUAACUUCAGGCGGACCUGUUGCUCAGUGAUGAGGGUCCUUAGGGAUAACAAGGACAGUGUCAUGGCCGUCCUGGAAGCUUUUGUCUACGAUCCUCUGCUUAACUGGAGACUCAUGGAUGAUAAUGGAAAGGCUAAGAGCAAGCCCAUACCUCAGCAAUCUGACACCACAACCAUCACUACCAGCAACGCCACCACUAACAACAGCACUGGAAGAUUGUUCCCUACACCUGGUGUGGAUGUCCCUGAGUCCCAGCAGUAUCAUCCUGAGGAGCUUAACCGUAAAGCACUAGCCAUCAUUGAAAGAGUCCGACAAAAAUUAACAGGAAAUGAUUUCCGUCAUGAGAAGAUGAUAAAUGUUGAUCGACAGGUUCAGCUAUUAAUAGAGCAGGCGACGAGUCACGAGAACCUGUGCCAGUGUUACAUUGGGUGGUGUCCCUUUUGGUAGUUAAUGAAUAAAUGAAACUAGAAUAAAGUCGUGGUCUUAUUAUUUUUAUACAUAACAAGAAUGAUUCAAUAUUGUGUAUUCAUUU
This is a messenger RNA of Amphimedon queenslandica, 4462 nucleotides long. Its product is annotated as serine/threonine-protein kinase mTOR-like. The transcript has 30 exons. The annotation marks the transcript as partial. NCBI's taxonomy places the organism in Eukaryota, Metazoa, Porifera, Demospongiae, Haplosclerida, Niphatidae. Gene Ontology annotation, molecular function: protein binding; protein-containing complex binding; protein serine/threonine kinase activity. Gene Ontology annotation, biological process: negative regulation of macroautophagy; TORC1 signaling. The record is from RefSeq and is a predicted model, not a curated record. Gene Ontology annotation, cellular component: TORC2 complex; nucleus; TORC1 complex.